UGCCCGAGGAGGUCCCCACAAUACAACUCGAGUCUCGGUUUCUCCUCUGGUGUGAUGCAAGUCGUAUGUGGGGUGUGUACCCUUCUACUAGGGGGUGUCUUCUUUGCAUUGGUCUUGGACGUUAUUGACACAGGAGCAGGAGUAUGGUGCGGGGCGUUCAUCUUCAUACCAACUGGUGUUCUCGGCAUCUUCAGUAAAGGAAAACGAACAGGACUGAUCAUAGCCUAUCUGGUCAUGUGUCUCCUAUCCUGUCUUGCAAGCUUAGUAAUGGCUGCUUUUAUAUUUUACUGGACCUGGUACUGGGGAGUAUACUGCAGCAGUCAGACUAAGGAUUGCUCUCACGUCACGAUUUACCAAGCGAUCCAGGCUGUCAUUGGAAUCCUGAUGGUUGUUGAGUUUGUUGGAGCUACUUUGGGAGCACAUGGCUGCUGUCAGGUCGUACCAAGCAAACCAACAACUCGUAGAUCUGACGCGGUACAUUACGAGUCGCGUCAACCACCUGCAAACAUCAACGUUAGGAUUGGAAAAGGAGCAGAAUCCAACAGACGUUACUGAGAGAGUUUCAGCAAGAGCAAUUCUUCAUAAAGAUGCAAGCCAUUGUCGUAUAAGCAACCCGGUGAUAAUACUUCACGUCGACUUUUUGAACACAUGAUAGAAAUUUCUUGUAAAAGUUAAAAAGGCAAUUUCCCUGGACGUUCGCAAGCAUUUCAUUGUUUCCAUAUUUAUUUAUUUAUUCAUUUAUU
Strongylocentrotus purpuratus (purple sea urchin) is the source of this 743-nucleotide messenger RNA. RefSeq lists its product as uncharacterized. Gene Ontology annotation, cellular component: membrane. The record is from RefSeq and is a predicted model, not a curated record. The transcript has 6 exons. The coding region runs from base 55 to 555 and encodes 166 amino acids. Lineage: Eukaryota; Metazoa; Echinodermata; Echinoidea; Camarodonta; Strongylocentrotidae.